AUGAAGGUUUGCGUCUCUAUCUACUCUGCCUUAGGGAGACUGGAUGCAAUGGCCAUGUCUCUUAAAUUGCACCGCCAUUUGCUUGUGCAUGAAUGAAACCAAUCACUGUAUCGAGGCGGAAUACAUCAAAAACACCAUCAACCGGCGUUUCGCCCCUUGUCCAAGGUUUCCGGCUGUGAUCAUGGAAAGCCAGAUGCGAAAGCUCUGAUAUUGUGAGUUUCUGUUCCUCUCCUUCCUCACCUUCUUCGGUUCUUGUCUAGUAUCGGGGGAUGCUGGACACCCCUACCCGCUUUAAGUCAUUCUAAUUCAUGACAUUCUUUCUUUUCUGGCUACUAUCUCUUCCUUUAAUUAUUCUCUCUUAUGUCUCCGCUUCUCAGGCCGCUGGCGUGCUUCGGAAUGUAACCCUCGAUGAUAAUGCCCUUACGAGUAUCUUCAGGUUCUCCCUAGGUUGGAGGAGAGUGACGGAUGUUAAUGCUAUCGGAGGCAGCUAUGCAUCCAGCCACAGAGUUGGGAGUUGGGUAGAAGCGGAACUUCCAGAGGGUGUUACUGCUGUGCAUUUUAUGGGCUUCCCAGGUACUCGAAGUUCCCGUUACCUAGUUUGCUUGGAUUGCAGCACCGAAGGCGCGUAUAUGGACGUUGUGGAGGUAGAAGCGGCCGACAGUUACAGUGGACGGUCCAAGAGCUUAUUCACGAUAUCUGGCACCAAUCCUUCCGUCCCACAUAGUUUACACGUUGUUAACUGGUGGGACGCGACACAUGGUGGUCACGGACAAAUAGCACUCGAUGGGCUAGUUGUGACUAUACGGGUUCAAGAACCCGUUUUCCGGACCUCAGGGCACGUUCUCAGCCCAUUCUUUUCAACAAAUGAGAAUCCAUGGAUUGUCGGUGACUCUGAACUUGGAGAGGAGAGUGAAGAGCAGUUGGAUGGAAGCCUGCGAUUGUACUCGGGCAUGGUGGCACCUCAGAGGUCUGGUUCACCGUUGCAAGGAACACCAUUCUUCCCUGUGGGCUUCAUUCCUGAGGGGAGUGGUGAGCCAGUAUCGAAUACAGGACCAAAGACCAUUGCAUCGCAGGCCGUCCCUCCGUUCACCACAGACAUCACUUCAUGGCCAUCCUUUCAAUUCGUUCGCCCUCAGGCAUCCAACUUCAAUUCUCCGCUUCUGGCCCAGAGCAAUGUGAUGGUCGACCUUCCAUCUUCAACUAUACAGGCGGUGACCCCACCUAGCCAGAGUCCGGACUCGGAUACUUCUUUCACAACCUUUAAAUUCACUCUCGGUCCCUUCACAAUCGUGAUCCCAGUUCCUGUUAGUACUACAGUCCCACAGACUAGUGUCUCUACCUCGGUACCUGUUACUUCAGGAUCCCAAACUUCCACAUUCUCUGGGUCCCAAAGUUUAUCGCAACCUGUUUCGAGCGGAAGUUCAACGAUUGAGCCUGGAUCAACGGCCUCGUUCCCCGCUACAACCACUAUGUCUACCGGAAGCUCAGUGACUGUGCCGUCGGGCAUCUCACCCACUUUCCCCGAGGUCCCAUCUACCUCAUCCAUUCCUUCAACUACGACGUCCCCGACAAUCAGUAAUCUACCGUCUUCAGAUAUUUCAUCUGCCUCGGCCUCUAGUUCAAUCCUCUCAGUAUCAUCUGAGACUCCGAGUACCAGCCCCGCGCCGUCUUCAAGUGUUUUAACAUCAACUCUGAUAUCGUCCAGCGGUUUGACAACCAGCCCCUUCAGUUUAACGAUCACGAUAUCCGCUACUAGUUCGGACAGUGCCUCUCCUACCUCAGCGUUGUCGUCCGUGACGCAAUCUAGCGAUACCCUUCAUGCAACUCUCACGCCGACGACAAGUACAUCUGGUAGCACUAAGAGUCUUAGAGAUUCAUCUACCAGUGCCUCAGAGACUACAUCAUCGGUCAGCGGUGGUCUUACGUCUCAAACAAGCGCAGCUGGUGGAACCCUGUCCUCCACGCAGAGCGGCCCAAUUUCUGCGUCUCAAUCCAGCACGUCUCGAUCUUCGUCAGGCUCUGCGAGUAUAUCAACGACCGCCACCGAAAGCCGGGGUUCGUCGAGUUCUGUGACAGUAAGUUCUGGGAUUACUUCAAGGGUAUUAACUUCAAGUACGCCGGCCUCGACACUGUCGAUCUCAACCACGUCGAGCUCAAGCGCCCCUGGGACUAGAUCAAACAUUUCGACGGGUACUUCCAGUUCCAGUGGCAUAACAAGCAGCUCUGCGACGAGCACAUCUGCCACAGACGCAUCAACCAGUGAGUCGAGUACUGGCGUGGCAACAACAAUCACUUCCAAGUUCACGGACGUUCCGACUGCGCCGACAAUUACGUUUACCGGAACGUCAGCUGCAGGUUCACUGGGUAAUUCGCAAGCAUUAUCGACAUCUUUAGUGGUGCUCGUCGCUGUUCUCGCGAGCCUUUCCAUAUUCUCCAUUCUGCUUGCUGUUAUCAUGAUUGUCAGGCAUUCACGGAGGCGUUCCAGAACUUUCAAUAUUGAAGGUGGUGCAGCAUCCAUAAUCACACCUUUCCCGCCUGGACCACCACAUUCGGGGCUUUCCCCUCCCUCUGCGCCCUCCCCACCUUCUGCAUACUCUUCGUCAAGCAAGCCAACCGGCCGGAAUUCUUACACAACCAAAUAUUUCGGAGAUAGUAUCAUACCCCGACCAUAUGAGGCUCACUUAGCAACUUCUGGUGACUUCGCGGGUCUAUCGAUGACUUCUAGACCUGAUCAUGGCUUUGCUUCUGGUACCUACCCAAUUUUCAUCUCUAGGAACAACACUGACAGUUAUUUGUAGUCAUACCUCCGCCGCCUCCGCCACUGUCACCGAUGUCUGGCCCUCCGAGGCCUCUCCGAAGCCCAUUGCGGGAGUCACAGUAUCCUUUCACACCAUCGGCAUGGAUAGCUCGGAGUCCAAAGACACCUUAACGCUCGGGGUCAUGAUGGAGUAUUUGCAUUUAGAAGAAGCUUGCAACAGAGAUGUGCCCAUUCUACACUAAUUAAGACGUAUAAUGGAAGAGUAAUAUGCAAUUAACCAACAUCGGAAGGAAAAUGAUACGGUAUCCUGCACAACGCGUAGAGGGGAACGAUAGGAUGAAUAUGCAAAGGUAUACAAAUUGCUGAGAAAGCGAAUGAAAAUAACGAGAAAAUUGGGGAAGAGAGGGAGGGGGAAUAUACAUGAAGAGGAUAUAUGAAACAAUUGUGGUAUCUCAUCCGACAUAACCUAACAACCAAAAGGUAAAAGAGCAAAUAGAUGUUGUAACAAGAAAGGCAAAAUUUCAAUCUUAACAAGCAAGAAGAAUAAAUCAGAUUUCGUACGUCAAUG
This is a messenger RNA of Somion occarium, 3326 nucleotides long. NCBI's taxonomy places the organism in Eukaryota, Fungi, Basidiomycota, Agaricomycetes, Polyporales, Cerrenaceae. The record is from the annotation of a GenBank genome assembly.